AAAAGCAAGUAUGGUUGUCAUGGCUGGGGACAUCGGAAGUAAAAAAAACUGAUACAGUACAUAAGUGCAUAUGCAAUGUAAACGCCCUGGCCCUUUGGUACCAAGCAAGUUUUAUUUAUGUCAGUUUGCCAUCACAAAAUAAUACGUGUGCAAAUGAUUUUUAGAAUUUUGCAAACCAGCUAGCCCAAAACAGUACAAGUAGUUCUUACGGAAUUUAAAAUCCUAUGCACAGUAUCCUCAUAAUCUUUCGAAAGGAAAGCUGCACUGAAGACUAACGGUGCAACGGAUCCAAGGUAAACCCAAGGAAUUAACAAGAUGUCACUGUCUUGGCUUUGACGCAAAUACCUGACACGGCACCAACCGAAGACAUGAAGCGGAGGGAAAAUCAACUGUCGGUUACUCUCUUGAAAGCCAUCCAAAGCGAGAUUGACCGACAUACAGCAGACGUGAAACGGGUGACUAAGAAAUCGUCGUCUACAACAACGCCACACACGAAUGACCAAGCACAUUCAAAUUUACACUCAAGUUCUCUCAGGUUUCCAUUUACCGUUGAGCUACCCCCGGAAGACGACCGCAGCUUGCUCGACUUUCUGAUACGCAAUGCUACACCCAGAAAGUCACCCAGAAUUCCUGAUCCUUUGGGAGGUACUGUGAAGCGCAAAGAUCGUUAUCCCACAGCCAAACUUUCCAGACUGAAAGAGUGCAGAGUGGAUUCGCCGUAUGGCCAUACACCGUGGCUUAACCAAUCCAUUAUGAACAUUAAUCCAUUCAAGCUGAAUAAAAAUCUAGACUUAAUCGAACUCCGAGAAAUGCUUGAACACAGCCGGAAGAAAGAAAAGAAAACACCGAUCUUUGACGAAGAAAGCGAUGCUGUACAAUAUCGCAUUUUUAACGACAGACGCCUUUUGGCGCCGACUUUCAAUCCCCGUAAAGCUGGCUUGUGUGGCAAAGCCCAACGAACAUCAUCAGGAGAUACCGACAAUCGCACAAUGCAUGUUAAGUAUUCUGGACCGAAAUUUCAUUUUCGGAACCCCGGUGCUUUGUUGAAGGAGACUAGGAAGCAUCGGAAAAUGGAUCGAGAGACCAGACUAGACAUUACCAACCGCAUACGGGAAACGCAUCAUGCAAACGUAAGCAUGGUAAUUAAGCGCCGUAUGGUGGACUUGUUAAACAGUUCAGUUUCGAAAUUCGAUUCAGACAUCAUGCAACUGGAAGAAGAAACCGAAAUCACUGCGAAAGAAUUUGAUGAUUAUUUACACGAAAGCGAUGGAAAAACCAUAGUUGCGAUAAAGAAUGCCGAAACAGCCCGUGUGGAACGGCUAAAUUUGGAAAAGGUCAUUCGACAAUUGGAGCUUAACAACAACUUAUUAGAGUGCCACAAUCUUCGUAAAGAAAAUCGGGUCAAGCUGAUUGAGCGAUGCUUGGAUGCGCUGUACACUGUUUCAUUUGAAGACAAGAAACGAUUUCAUGUCGAAUAUGCAAAACUCAAGGAACAAGAACUGGAGGAGGAAAAGCCCAGACCCGGCGAAACAGAAAAAGCGUUGCCGCCACACAAAAGCAUGAGUGAAGAAAGUCAGAACAGCACUAUUGCGAAUGACGGAUCUGUUGUGGCAUUAUCCUUGCUACCGGAAUCGAAUACCGCCAGCAUAAUAUCGCAAGUGGUGACGUAUUAUGACAAUGCACAAAAAUCUGUGGAAGUGUGUUCAGCUGCCAAACAGGACAUUCGGGAUAUCAAACACCACGUGAGCGAAAAGCUUGCUGACAUUCAAAGGCUUGUUGAAGCCAGAGAAAGUAAAUGCGAACUCCUGAGGAAUCAUAGCGGACUGCUGCGAACUCAAAUGGAAGAUCUUCAGCAGACGGUAGCGACGUCUGAUGAAAGAUCGGGAAACCGAGUAUUUUUUAGAGCACCACUAGAAACGCUUCGAAACUGCAUUGUCGAUUUAUACACCAAAUACGUCAAAAAAAUCACAGAAGGCGAUCCCUCGGACGCAGAAACACUGCUUGCUGCUAUUAUCGAAAAAGUCGACCGCUAUAAUUCCGACUUGCAGCACUUCCCGGAAAGCACUAGAAACAAAUGGUUCGUUAAAGUGAACCAGGACCGAAUAGCCGAAGAGCGCUUCUGUAGCAACGUGCGUGCCAAAGAUGAAAAAAGCAAGAAAGAAGCAACGGCGGCCAGCAAGCACAACCUCUUUGGUCAUCUGUAUCGCGAUGCUGUCAUGCCGAGAAAAGCACCAAGGUCACGGUCACAGCCGCCUUUGGCAAAAAAGGGCAAGAUAGUACAACAAACGUUGAGCCUCCUGGAGGAGACUGCAAAGCGAAUACUGACUGACCCCACAGAAAAACAGAAAUGGCUGGUGACAACAGGACAGAGCUUGGAUGAACUGCUGGAUGACUCUGGGCCGGCAGACAAUUUGUUUCAAGAUGAGAUGGAGACACAAAGUCAAUCAGCAGAUGAAUCACUAAACGACACGUCUGCACCAAUUACAGAAAUGGAUCCAACAAUUACUAGUCAGACUAAAUUAAACCCCGAUGCUGAACCCGAACAGCCCGUUGCGACACAGGAUUCUGAGUCCGAAAAUGUCGAACUCCAAGAGCAGCUGGUUGAUGAAGAGGAAAAGUUUAUUAGCAUGUUGGUUUCACGGUUUUCGGUCAGUGCUUCCGGUUCCGAAAAUGUCACGGCAGGAAUUCAGCCACAUCAAAGCUCGUUGGUUGAUGAUUUUUUCGGUUCAUUUGACACCAGUACCGAUGCUGACCAACGGACAUUUGGGCAGUUUAGAAGGUCCAGGGCGUCGGCGGAAGCGCGACGACGAAGCAGCAAAUUGUAUCAAAUGGGUGGUGUUUCCGAUAUGCCUUUGGCAAAGGUCGACAGUCUGCUGUCCAUUACACCAGAACCGAAGUCUGAUAUUACUGUAGAUGCAGAUAAAGGAAAUCAGUAAUGAAAAAUUUUACGAAAGUACCACUGCAGAAAAAAAACGGAACCGAUAAAAAACUGAUUGGCCGGUUUCGGCAUACCGCAUACGGACUUCCACACUUAUACCACUAUCCAUAAGAUGGUCGUCUUAACUUAUGCUGUAACAAAGUUUGCGGAAAGCCUCAAGUUAUACUAAGUACUACUGCACUUCAGUGGGAAAGGCAAAGCUGUCAAGAGGUUGGUAAGAGUAGUCUUCGCUUGCAAGUGAUCUCAUUAGUUUCUUACCAAUGUACGAAUAAAUGGCCG
Paramacrobiotus metropolitanus is the source of this 3217-nucleotide messenger RNA. RefSeq lists its product as uncharacterized. Lineage: Eukaryota; Metazoa; Tardigrada; Eutardigrada; Parachela; Macrobiotidae. The transcript has 4 exons. Bases 369 to 2936 code for a protein of 855 amino acids. The record is from RefSeq and is a predicted model, not a curated record.